AUGAAGUUCUCUGUUUCUGCCAGCUUGUUAGCUUUUGCUUCUACCGCUGUAUUCGCCCAACCUCUCUAUUCCAAUCAGACUAUCACCACUUUAAGCCCAUCAUCAAGUUCUUCCGCCUCCGUUUUCUCCUACAGUUCUAUUCCUUACUCUCAUUCUGAAAUUGCUCUUCCAAACGGAUUGUACACUUCUGUCAACAGUGAUGAUGAUACUACCUCCACUGUUACAUUGUUGACCACUAUCACUCUGGACAUCCCCACCACCACCUUCGACAACACUGCUCCUACGGCUCAUGCAAACUCAAGUGACGCAGCUAAUUCUGGCACUCGCACCACCCCUGACAUUUUCACCACCGCGUCUGUCACGACAGUCAAGACUGUCACCCCAGCUGAAGGCACGCCAUACGUCACUACCGAUUUCCACAACACCGUCCUUCUUGCCACCGACAACAAUGAUUGCCCUGCCCAAGAGACUGUGACUGUUACACAGUAUGCUACCACUCAGUACGUGACUGUCACUACAACUGUCCAUGACACCGAGAGUACUGGACCUGCUGCUACUGCCUACUCCUCCUCCUCCAAUACGUUAGAAAAGCCAGUCCAAACCCCAACCUUUGUUGGGUUCUACUCCAACUCUACUAACCAACAUUACUAG
Molecule: messenger RNA, 651 nt
Organism: Eremothecium cymbalariae DBVPG#7215
Lineage: Eukaryota; Fungi; Ascomycota; Saccharomycetes; Saccharomycetales; Saccharomycetaceae
Gene: SRL1
Product: Srl1p
Exons: 1
Coding region: 1-651 (216 amino acids)
Source: RefSeq, a predicted model, not a curated record